Molecule: messenger RNA, 2049 nt
Organism: Diospyros lotus (date-plum)
Lineage: Eukaryota; Viridiplantae; Streptophyta; Magnoliopsida; Ericales; Ebenaceae
Product: glutamate--glyoxylate aminotransferase 2
Exons: 14
Coding region: 372-1817 (481 amino acids)
Biological process (GO): biosynthetic process; photorespiration
Molecular function (GO): pyridoxal phosphate binding; L-alanine:2-oxoglutarate transaminase activity; glycine:2-oxoglutarate transaminase activity
Source: RefSeq, a predicted model, not a curated record
CAACGACAGUCAAUCAAUCUCUACCAAGAGCCUUGGCACUUCAAGCUGCACCACACUUCUUGCAUGAGAUUUAUCCCCAAACCCUCAAAACUCCAAACUCCAACUCCAAUAAUCCAUCUACUGUAUUUCAGUGGCUGUGGUGCUGCCUCCCUCUUCGAUAUAUUAUAUUCCCACUGGCUAAGACAAAACGCCACAAAGCACAAUUAUUCCUUCCCACUUUGCACUGACUCCAGAAGCUGAGUUUCAUAAGCUAGCCGCCUUCACUGACCUCCGACCAGCCCCAAAUGAUAUGAACUGAAUGCAAAGAUUGCUGUCUGACCUUACAAUCUUGAAAUUUUGGGGGGCAUAAUUUGAACAACAUCCAUUUCACUAUGUCGCCCAGGGCCUUGGACUAUGAAUCACUAAAUGAAAAUGUGAAGAAGGUUCAAUAUGCUGUUCGAGGCGAGCUGUAUCUUCGAGCUUCUGAGCUUCAGAAGGAAGGGAAGAAGAUUAUUUUCACAAAUGUAGGCAACCCUCAUGCCCUAGGACAGAGGCCAUUGACUUUUCCCCGUCAGGUGGUUGCUCUAUGCCAAGCCCCAUUUCUGUUGGAUGACCCUAACGUGGGACUCAUAUUCCCAGCUGAUGCCAUUGCAAGAGCUAAACAUUAUCUUGCAUUGACCACAGGAGGUCUAGGUGCUUACAGUGACUCAAGAGGCCUUCCUGGAGUCAGGAAGGAAGUGGCAGACUUCAUUGGACGUCGCGAUGGGUAUCCAAGUGAUCCAGAACUUAUAUUUCUCACCGAUGGUGCCAGCAAGGGAGUUAUGCAGAUGUUGAACGCUAUUAUCCGUGGUGGACAGGAUGGGAUUUUAGUUCCAGUUCCACAAUAUCCACUUUACUCUGCUGCAAUAUCUUUAUUUGGUGGUUCUCUUGUUCCAUAUUUCCUGGAAGAGACAGCAAACUGGGGUCUUGAUAUUAAUAAUCUUAGAGAGUCAGUUGCACAGGCUCGUUCUAAAGGAAUAACUGUUCGAGCAAUGGUGAUUAUCAACCCUGGAAAUCCUACUGGACAGUGUCUUAGCGAAGCAAAUCUGAAAGAAAUAUUGUGGUUCUGUUACCGAGAAAAUCUAGUCUUGCUUGGUGAUGAAGUCUAUCAGCAGAACAUUUACCAAGAUGAGCGCCCCUUUUUAAGUGCAAGGAAGGUCCUGUUAGACCUGGGACUGCCUAUAAGCAAGGAGUUGCAGCUUGUAUCUUUUCACACGGUCUCAAAAGGGUAUUGGGGUGAAUGUGGACAGCGGGGCGGUUACUUUGAGAUGAUUAACAUACCUCCAAGGACUGUUGAUGAAAUCUAUAAAGUUGCAUCAAUAUCACUCAGUCCAAAUGUUCCGGCACAGAUAUUUUUAGGACUAAUGGUCAAUCCACCAAAGCCAGGAGAUAUCUCCUAUGAGCAAUUUGUCAGAGAGAGCAAAGGUAUUAUUGAGUCACUGAGAAGGAGAGCUCACAUUAUGACUGAUGGGUUCAACAGCUGCAGAAAUGUCAUUUGUAAUUUUACAGAAGGGGCCAUGUACUCCUUCCCACAAAUACGCUUGCCUCCAAGAGCAAUAGAGGCUGCGAAAAGGGCUGGAAAGGUUCCUGAUGUUUUCUAUUGUCUCAAGCUCUUGGAAGCCACUGGCAUUUCCACUGUCCCAGGUUCAGGAUUUGGACAAAAAGAAGGGGUCUUCCACCUGAGGACAACCAUCUUGCCAGCUGAGGAAGAAAUGCCUGAAAUUAUGGCCAGUUUCAAGAAGUUCAAUGAUGAGUUCAUGGAACAAUAUGAAGACCACAGAGGCUAUUCCAGGAUGUAAAAAAAGUGCCUUGGUUUCUAAUCUGUAGAACUCUCUUAAGUUGGUGCUGUCUAAGUGUACACCUCUGGAUCAGUCUCUAUUCUUCUUCUUCUUCUUUUUCCAUACAAUUUGGGGAUAUACAUCUCUUUCUGUUGAAAAUUACAGCUUAUCUUCGCCAUUUUUGUAUCUCCAUAUGGAAUAGUGGUUCUAAUGUUCAGAAUAUGGCUUCCACGCUGGAAGUAGUAGUUGGUAA